AUGGGAACAAAUAACUACGGUGAAAGCUGGCACAACCAGCUCAAGAUUAGUUAUUUGCAAAAAAUAAGAAAUAAAAAAGUGGCCAGACUGGUGUAUAUUUUAGUCAAUGAUGUUGAAGAAGGCUUUCUGAGUCACAUAGAGCGAAUCGGAAUGAAUAUUGGAAGAAUGGGACCUGAAGCAGGAAAAGCAAGAAGAAGAGAGCUUGAAGCUGAAGAGUCGUUCAACAACGCAAAGGAAUCAUAUGAAGCACGUGUUGAAAAUAAUACGACAAAGGAUUGUAGUUACCUAGAGUUUCGAUACCAAAACAGGGCUUGCAAGCACAUGUUUUUUCUGACGCGUUGUGCUGAAUAUAAUGUUUGGAGAGGUUCAGUUAUACUGAAACAGCAAGCAAUGAAGGAUCGCAACCUGAAAUUGAAGAUGAGCUACAAAAAGAACAUGUAGAUAGUUGAAAAGCUGCAGAUGCUGAAAGAGGUUGUAGAGAUGUUAUGGCCUGAAGAAAUUGGCAAUUCGUGGAAGCUUCAAGUAGAGCAGUUUAUAGGAAAGUUGUAUUAAAAAGCAAACAUGAAGAACAGCUGUCAUCGAAC
Molecule: messenger RNA, 584 nt
Organism: Rhizopus microsporus ATCC 52813
Lineage: Eukaryota; Fungi; Mucoromycota; Mucoromycetes; Mucorales; Rhizopodaceae
Exons: 3
Coding region: 1-441 (146 amino acids)
Source: RefSeq, a predicted model, not a curated record